This is a messenger RNA of Python bivittatus (Burmese python), 1134 nucleotides long. The record is from RefSeq and is a predicted model, not a curated record. NCBI's taxonomy places the organism in Eukaryota, Metazoa, Chordata, Lepidosauria, Squamata, Pythonidae.
GCUCGGCGGCCCGGCCGCCUCUCCUAGAUAAGCAGCUGCAGGCGCCGUUUCUGCCUAGUACCGUGCGCUUCCGACGCUGUAGCUCAUGGAGCAGGGAACCAGCCCGGAGAAAGAGCCUCUGUUGCCAGGGGCUGCCGAGCGUCACCGGCUCUACUCGGGCAGGGACAGCGGAGACCUGGGGGACGAUGGACACUGCGGCGUGUCCGCGGCCUCCUCGCCCCGUUCUGGCGGGCCUGUUAUUGAUGACCCUGAUCUCUACUUCAACCAAGCUGUAGUAUUCAUUGAAGAUGCAGUUCAGUAUCGUUCUAUAAAUCACCGUGUGGAUUCUAACUCCCUGUGGCUUUAUCGGUGGUAUUAUUCAGAAGUUUGCCAGUGGAUUUUGAUUCUCACCAUUACACUAAUCCUGGCUCUUGCUUUCAUUGAAACGCCUUCUUCACUUACUGCCACAUCAGAUGUUCGAUAUCGCUCAGAAGCCUGGGAGCCUCCUUGUGGCCUGACUGAAAUUAUUGAACUGCUUUGCUUCCUUGUCUUUAUAGCGGAUGUCUCUGUAAAGAGCUACUUAAUAGGAUGGGAUGAAUUUCGGAAAACCAAGUGGUUAAUGGCCUACAUCCUGGUCCUGCUCACCUCCCUUGUAGACUGGAGUAUUUCGCUGAGUUCUUCCUGUCAUGAAAAUCUGAGGAUAAGACGUAUCCUUCGACCUUUCUUCCUUCUCCAGAAUUCUUCAAUGAUGAAAAAAACACUAAAAAGCAUCAAGAGGACAUUGCCAGAAAUUGCAAGUGUUAUGCUGCUUUUAGCUGUUCACCUGUUUCUCUUUACCAUGUUUGGCAUACUACUGUUUGCUCGGACAAAAGAUGGUCAACAGGAUAAAGAAUGGCAAGGAUAUUUCCAUAAUUUGCCAGAUUCACUGACUUCAUUGCUGGUACUGUUGACAACCGCAAACAAUCCAGAUGUGAUGAUUCCUGCCUAUUCCAAGAAUCGAGCAUAUUGCAUCUUCUUUAUACUCUUCACUGUAAUAGGUAAGUUGCUUGUUUCUUUAAAUAAGACACCUGCAGAAGCCAUGCAGUGUGAAUUCUGUGUGAUGGCAAAUGUAAUUGUAGGAGGUGCAUAAAAAGCGAGUGGCUUAUGGAGGGGAGA